This is a messenger RNA of Closterium sp. Yama58-4, 2370 nucleotides long. The record is from the annotation of a GenBank genome assembly. NCBI's taxonomy places the organism in Eukaryota, Viridiplantae, Streptophyta, Zygnematophyceae, Desmidiales, Closteriaceae.
AUGAGGAGCGUCUUCAAGCGCUACAAGCUGCUGAAACUUGCGAUGGGAGAAGAGAAAAUGCCCGAGGAAGGAGAUGCUCGGGAUCGGUGGAUUGAGCGGAGCGCGGUGUUGUUCGACCUCAUCUUGCAAUCGGUCAACAACGACAUGUUCCAGCACAUCAAGGACUUGGUCGAGUUGGACGACUCCGGUCCUAAGGCGUGGAAGCUACUGCGCGACGUGAUUCAGCCCAACACGCUGCCCAUGGUGAUCGUGCUCGAGAAGGAGCUGGCGGCCAUCUCCAUGCGAUCGGGAGAUGAUGUGAAGCCGGUCCUUGACAAGAUCAAGGACACCUAUGCGAGGAUGGCAGCGGCGGGCAGCAAGGUGUCGGAGAUGCAGCAGUGCACCAAGAUCAUCUCGGUGCUCGACAACUCGUGGGAGAACCUCAUCCCCACCCUCAACGUUCAGCAGGACAAGUGGACGCCUGAGUGGCUACGGCAGCAGAUCCUGCAAGAGGACUUCCGCAGGCGCCACACAGGAGGUGGUGCUGCCAACAAAACUGCUGAGGGGUAUGGAGCUGCAGGAGGAAGCAGAGGAAGAGGGGGAGGGAGAGGCCGAGGCCGUGGGAGAGGCUUUGGCAGAGGAAGAGGUCGAGGUGACUACAAUGAGGGGCAUGGGAGCUCUGGUGGCAGGGGGAGCACCCAAAUGGAGGGUGCGUGCUGGUACUGCAAGAAGGCUGGACACCCAUGGUUCAAGUGUUUCAGCCGGCCAGAGGGAUGGGCGCUUUCAGGCAUGAAGCCGCCAAGUGGUGAACGCGCGCGAGGUGGCGCUGUGCAAGGUUCAGGUGCACAAGGUGAUGGUGCACAAGGUAAAGCCUCCCCUGGGAUGUUCUUGAUGGUUGAGGAUGUGAAAGGGAGUGAGGGUGAUGUGGGUUCGGUUGGGAAGGUUGUGAUGCACCCCCUCACUCACUGGGUGAUAGAUUCAGGUUGCACAAGCCACAUGACCCUAUGGGCAGAUUUGCUUGAUGAGGUAAAGCCCCCUGGGAAGAUCAAAUUUGUGGCUGCCGCUUCAGGUGCUUUGCUCCCAGUGAUUGGUGUUGGAAAUGCUAAGAAAAGCAAGGCCAAAGUUACGUUCGGCCCAACCAGCUUGCUGCUGUGGGAUUUGGAGGAGAAGAGCAGCUGCAUCAAGGACCUGUGGCAGCUGCCCAUCAUCCCUUGGAAUGGGAAACCACGAGCAAGGGCAACGGCAGCGGCAGCGGCUAAAGCAACUGCAGGAGGAGAGGAGACUGCACCAACUGCUGGGGCCCUGGAUGCAGUCAAGAAGAAGUUGGUGAAGGAUGGGAGCUUGAAGGGGCUGGAGGUGAAGGGGGCAGCAAAGGAGAUUGGGAGCUGCCCUACAUGUCUUGAGACCAAGUUCACCAAGUUUCCCUUCAGCAGCAGCACGGGACCAGCCAAGGCACCACUUGCGCUUGUGCACAUGGAUGUGGUGGGCCCCACGAGGGCCCCUUCUCUCUCGGGCAGCCGCUAUUUCUUGACCAUUGUGGACGACCACACGCGUGCGGUGUGGGUGUACCCUCUGAAGACUAAGGGGGAGGUGGCAGCGGCUGUUCUCAAGGAGUGGAUGCCGAGAGCACAAAGGGAGAGCGGACACAAGGUGAAGGUGAUCCGCACUGACAACGGGGGAGAGUUCAUUGGCAAUGAGUUUGAGGCGGUGCUGAAGAAGAAGGGCAUUCAGCAUCAGCUCACAGUGCCCUACAACCCUCAGCAGAACGGCGUGGCUGAGCAGUUCAACCGGACCCUACAGGAAGGUGCUCGCACUCUCCUUGGGCGUGCAGGGCUGUCGGAUCCGUUGUGGGUAACUGCACUCAGUGCACCUGCAGUCAACAUGCUGAGAGCCUACGGCUGCAUGGUGAUGUUUCGUGUGCCGAAGGAGAAGAGGGGAAAGCUGGAAGCUUCUGGAAGAUGGGGUGUGCACUUGGGGCUUGCUAAGGAUCAUAAGGGCUGGUUGCUAUGGGACUUGACCAGCCAGCAGCUGACUGUGUCGAGGGAUGUGAAGUUCCUCGAGUCCUUGUACUACAAGGAGUGGAAGCAGCAGCAGCAGAAGCUUCCUACUACACCGCUGAUCAUUGAGGCCGAUGAGGUGCAGCGGCCUUCGAGGCAAGUGCAGGUCACUGUCUCAGAGGAGGAGAUCUCUGGGGUGACUGAGGAUGGGGGAGAACCUGAGGUGGAGCAGCAGCAGCAGCAGCAGCAGCAGCAGCAGCAGCAGCAGCAGCAGCAGCAGCAGCAGCAGCAGCAGCAGCAGCAGCAGCAGCAGCAGCAGCAGCAGCAGCAGCAGCAGCAGCAGCAGCAGCCGCAGCAGCAGCAGCAAGGUGCUCCACAAAGUGCCGCACUGUGA